AUGAUCUCUUCAGUGGAACACACCCGUCAUACGAGGGGCCUGUUUCUUAUUUUUGCCCUGGCCCGGUGGCCCCUGGUGCAAGUGGGAGGUGCCUUUGACACUCCUUCCCCAGAAGAUGAAUCCCGGAGGGCGGGCGUCGGGUUUCCUCCUCCAACCAACUGGAAGUCUCUGGUGUCAAACCAUCAAGCCUAGGCCAAACGCAGAACACACGGCUUUGCAUGCAUUCUCUGGAUGACUGCUCUUUGCCUCAUGUUGCCCUUCCUACGCGUCAAUUCGGAUGACUGAUGGAUUGAGUCAGGGGGCAAUGAGGUGGACGUGCGUGACCCGAGGGAGACUCCGAGAUCAGGUCGAUCGCUCCCCAACGUGCAUUCUCCCCAGCUCAUAUUCUUCCGACCAAAAGUCGUGGCCCCUCCCAAUUCAGCAAGCAUUCGUCAGUUUCAGCCAACUUCACCUCUACAGAUCCCAUGAUCUCAAGGCAAAUGCUACCAUCGCGCGCCCCCAACCUCGGUCAAAAAUGGGUGUUGUCACGGCGAUUGCGCCACGCCCGCCAGGACCCACGGGUGGGACCCGGCGUGUGGGAAGCACGGGCCCCUGUAGGUUGAAGAUGCUGCACCUCGCUGCCGCGAGAUCUGUUCGUAGCUCCUCGAGACUCAGAGCUAUAGCCAAGCUCUAUGAUGUACCACAAUCAACCUGUUGGAAGACCAACAGCCACGAUUCCACAGUGUUACAUGGACGACAGGCCACGACAAUGGGUUGGGUGCUCCAGAGCACCAAGAAGUGAAUAAGGUUCUUGAUCCUCUCUCAUUUCCAGCGGUGGGCAUCGCCCUGAUCCUGUUAAAUAUUUUAUUCUCAACCCCUGUUACUUCUCAACAGUAGGGCAUCGGCAACCCAGCUUCCGAGUUUCAAGUUCCAUGACUUCCAGCAACAAGCGUUUCAGGGUACCGCGACUU
Parathielavia appendiculata is the source of this 950-nucleotide messenger RNA. RefSeq lists its product as uncharacterized. Bases 278 to 781 code for a protein of 167 amino acids. Lineage: Eukaryota; Fungi; Ascomycota; Sordariomycetes; Sordariales; Chaetomiaceae. The record is from RefSeq and is a predicted model, not a curated record. The transcript has a single exon.